Cherax quadricarinatus is the source of this 1807-nucleotide messenger RNA. The record is from RefSeq and is a predicted model, not a curated record. NCBI's taxonomy places the organism in Eukaryota, Metazoa, Arthropoda, Malacostraca, Decapoda, Parastacidae.
GAUGGAUGUUGCUCCGGGGCGGCUGAUCCUCACUUGUUCUCUCCUCUCCUCUCCAGUUUCCGCCAUCUAUCGUAAGCGAAUGGAAGAGGUUUUUUCCGAGUCCUGUCAGCGGAGAUGGAAACUGAACAUCUUUUGGACGAUAGUCUAGAUUCAGUUGAGACACCCAUGACGGUGAUCUACGAUAACAACACAUCACCCAUGAGUGUCACAACAAGUGGUGGCAUUCGAAGCGGUGAUGGUGUGAGUGACAAUGAAGAACCUGAACCCAUGACCACAAUACUCCUCUCCCACUCCUCAGGAGGGGUGGGAGGAGGGGGAGGGGGGAGACGGAAAAAAGAAUCUACAGCUCGGUACAACAAUGAGCGGGAGAUGUGCCUUCAGUAUUUUGAAAAAUGGAGUGAACAAGACCAGUUAGAAUUUAUGGAACAUUUAUUAUCACGAAUGUGCCACUAUCAACAUGGACACAUUAAUGCCUUUCUAAAACCAAUGCUUCAAAGAGAUUUUAUUACUCUUCUUCCAAAAAAAGGUCUAGAUCACGUAGCAGAAAAAAUAUUAGGUUACUUAGAUGCUAAAUCACUACGGGAAGCAGAGUUAGUAUGUAAAGAAUGGCAUCGGGUUAUUGCUGACGGUCUCCUAUGGAAGAAAUUAAUAGAAAGAAAAGUACGCACAGAUCCUCUAUGGAGAGGGCUUUCAGAAAGAAAGGGAUGGGGUAUGUAUCUGUUCAAACCUAGACCGGGAGAGCAGCACCCUGGGCAUUCAUACUAUCGCAAGCUUUAUCCUAAGAUUAUCCAGGAUAUACAAACUAUAGAAGCCAACUGGAGAAUGGGUAGACAUAAUUUACAAAGGAUAAAUUGCCGUUCAGAAAACUCUAAAGGUGUCUACUGUUUACAGUAUGAUGAUCAGAAAAUUGUAUCAGGCCUUCGAGACAACACAAUCAAAAUUUGGGACCGUACCUCGCUCCAGUGUUACAAGGUACGAGGGGUGUUGACGGGGCACACAGGGUCUGUUUUAUGUUUGCAGUAUGAUGAGCGUGUAAUUAUCAGUGGGUCUUCAGAUUCCACAGUUAGGGUUUGGGAUGUUAACACUGGAGAUAUGACCAAUACGCUUAUCCACCACUGUGAGGCUGUUCUUCACCUACGCUUCAACAAUGGAAUGAUGGUUACGUGUUCGAAGGAUAGAUCUAUUGCUGUUUGGGAUAUGGUGUCUCCAACUGAAAUUAAUCUGAGACGUGUGCUAGUGGGUCACCGAGCAGCUGUAAAUGUUGUUGAUUUUGACGAGAAGUACAUAGUUAGUGCAUCUGGUGACAGAACAAUAAAGGUAUGGAGCACAGGAACGUGUGAGUUUGUUCGGACACUAAAUGGACAUAAAAGGGGCAUUGCAUGCCUUCAGUAUCGGGACAGACUAGUUGUCAGUGGUUCUUCAGAUAAUACUAUAAGGUUAUGGGACAUAGAAUGUGGAGCAUGUCUGCGGAUACUUGAGGGGCAUGAAGAAUUAGUUCGCUGCAUUAGAUUUGACAACAAGAGGAUAGUAUCUGGAGCAUAUGAUGGGAAAAUCAAGGUUUGGGAUCUUCAAGCUGCAUUGGAUCCUCGGGCUCCUGCCGGCACCCUUUGCCUACGAACUCUAGUGGGGGUAGGUGGGUGUAUCUGAGCUUGAUGUGAAAUGUUUCUCAUCAAGGCAACAGGGUGUCACAACAGCCUUAAGGUCGAUAUAUUUCCUCUUUAUUCGGUUUAGCUUCUUUGCCUCUUUCAAGUUAUAAAAAAAAGCAGCUUGGGUUGUGGUAAUUUGAGCUAGGCUCUAGUCAUUGCUU